AUGCCGACAAUCGGCGGGUCACCCGGCGGGGAAUGUCGCGACGGCGAUUUCACUCGCGAAAACCAUCGCCAUCGUGCGACGCUGCAGGACGACGCGAACGACGACCACGCCCGGCGUCGUACGCGCGACGAUCAGCACACUGCCGGCGACAGCUCCGGCGACAGCAACGUAGAGACCUGCCCGGAGCAACAGCGAGGCGCGGGGUUGGAGGGGGAUGGCAGCCCCGCGGAGAAUUGCAGCCCGGGGGGACGGGGGGGAAGCAGCGGCGGAACUGGCGGAGCGGGCAGGGCGGGCAUGAAGCGGAGCGCGGGCGCGCUGGGGUCGGGGCUGGACCUGGACGGGCUGGGGGGAGAUGCUGCGCGCUCGGUGCGACCGCGCACAGUGGCGGAGCGGAAGAGGCGGAACAACAUCAGCCACCGCCUGGAGCAGCUGAAGGCGGCGAUUCCGCUGUGCAAUCCGCGCAUCACCACGGAGACGCUGCUGUGCGAGACGCUGACGUACAUUGACGCACUAAAGGCCAAAAUCCGCAACUUGCAGGCUGAGAAGGCCAACCUGCUCGAGCACGUGCUGACUCUGUAA
Molecule: messenger RNA, 579 nt
Organism: Closterium sp. NIES-65
Lineage: Eukaryota; Viridiplantae; Streptophyta; Zygnematophyceae; Desmidiales; Closteriaceae
Source: the annotation of a GenBank genome assembly